UUACUAUUUAAUAUAUUUUUCAUUAAAAUUCUAAAAUGUCAAUUGAAAAAAAUGAAAUUAAAGUUGAUGGAUUUGGAAUGGUACCAUGUCAAUCGGAUAAUUCAAAUAAUUAUGAGAUAAUAAAAAGAUAUACCUUAACAAAUAAAACAAAAUCAUAUGUUCGUUUGAUAACAUGGGGAGCUGGUGUUCAGUCAAUAAGUGUACCAAAUGCCAAGGGUAUUCUUGGUGAUGUUGUUCUCGGCUUCAAUGACAUUCAAGGAUAUUUAAGCAACAGAUUUAUCGGUCGAACUUUUGGUUACGAAACACGUCGAGUAUUUAAUGAUAUUAUUUCUGUAAACAAGAGAAAAUUAUUAUCAUCAACAGACGAUAAUAGCCAAGAAAUAUUUAAUGAUAAAUCAUUUGAUAAUGUCAAUUGGAAUUCUCAUAUACUUGAUAAUCAAGUGGUGAUGUCUCAUUUGAGUGACAAUGAAAAUAAAGGAAAAACAUUGACUCAAAUAAAGUACAGUUGGACUGAUGAAAAUGAACUUCAUGUUAAUAUUCGUGCCACUUCAACAAGAUCAUCAUCAGUUGACGUCACUAAUUGUUAUCUCUUGAACCUUGCUGGUCAUGGAACAGGUUGUGAAGAAUUAAAAAAACAUGUUAUUACAUUAAAUGCAAAUGAAUGCAAACGUAUGGAUGACAAAAUAAAUUUUAAAGAUAAAAACAUUUUAAAGUAUGUUCAUAGAAAAAAUAUGUUUGAUUUGGAAAAUAUUAUUUUGUUGAAUAAAAAACGCUUGUAUAUGAUACCAGAUGGUGGAUAUAAUCAUUUUUUUACUGAUAAUGAAUUUUUGAAUAAUAAUUAUUAUCGAUUUAAUGCUAGAAUUUUGCAUCCACCAACUGGAAGAUUUGUUGAAGUUUAUUCAAAUCAGCCUGGUUUUCAUUUUUAUACUGGUCAUGAUUUACCUAAUUUUCAAAAAAUAAAUAAUCAGCAAAGGAAAAUGUAUGGUAAAGAUGGAAUUUUAUAUGAUAGAUAUGGAGGAUUUAUGGUGUCACCAUCGUGUUAUCAUCAAGUGUUGGAUUAUAAUAAUAAUUUUUUAAAUACUUUAAAUCCUGGUAGUGUUUAUCAUCACAAUAUGACAUUAAAAUUUGGUGUUAAAACAUAUAAAUAAAUAAAAUUAAUAUAGCUUACAAGAAUCAAAUAAAGUGGGUAAAUAAUUUAUUAAUUAUGGCUAGAAAUAA
Molecule: messenger RNA, 1218 nt
Organism: Aphidius gifuensis
Lineage: Eukaryota; Metazoa; Arthropoda; Insecta; Hymenoptera; Braconidae
Product: galactose mutarotase-like
Exons: 6
Coding region: 36-1148 (370 amino acids)
Biological process (GO): beta-D-galactose catabolic process via UDP-galactose, Leloir pathway; glucose metabolic process
Molecular function (GO): carbohydrate binding; aldose 1-epimerase activity
Source: RefSeq, a predicted model, not a curated record